ACCAUGUCCACGACCACGACCGCCAGCACAACCGCCAGCACGACGGUGAUCCAGGUGCUCGAUGUCAUCGAGCAGAUCGUGAUCGAUCCAACAGGCCUGGUUGGCAGUGUCGUCGAUGUCGACACCGCCAGCGAGUUGACCACCAUCGCCGUCGCCAACAACGGCGCCUACCCGCCCUUCAGUGGCACGGUGACCAUCACGCAGGGUCCGUCGACCAUCGCCUUCCAUUACCCGAGCAGCGUCGUGGACGAUGGCUGGACGGAGUAUUAUUCCAUCUACCAAACCUGCGAGAUCACCUCGUCUGCCCUCAGCGCCAUCUGUCUGUUGUCCGAAUGGCGCUUCUCCCACGCAGGCACCUACACGGCCACCUCGCCCGUUUCGCCGGCCACAACCGUCCCCUAUACCACUGCGACUAUCUUCUCCCUCAGCGCCAAUGAUUUCGCCUACGACAUUGUAACCAUCACUGCUGGUGCCAGUAGACUCUCUGUCGCCGAAACCGCCACAGCCACAGCCACAGCCAGCACAUCGUCUUCUUCUUCAUCCUCAUCUUCUUCUUCUUCAUCAUCUAAAGCAUGGAUUGCUGGUCCGGUUAUCGGCUGCGUGUGUGGUGUCGCCCUGGUUGCCCUCGGAGCAUGGUGGUAUCUUCGUCGGCGGAACAAGAAAGCCGUAGCUGCAGCAGGAAACACAGAGGGAGAGGAACAUGGACAUGGACAGACACAGAUGGAACAUGCUCCGCCGUAUACGGCUGCAUAUCAUGGAUCCAAGACGGGGGAGAAGUAUGGAUUGCCGCAGGGAGAGGUACCUCCAGCCGAGUUGCCUCAUACUCAACCGGCGCAGGAGUUGCCAUGAUCAGAUUACGAGAUAGGAUUGUGAUUAUACUUAUAGAUGAUUUACUUCAUACCCUUUAUAUUUAGUAGUUAGGAUUACUAUAAUGCAUUCAG
Penicilliopsis zonata CBS 506.65 is the source of this 941-nucleotide messenger RNA. RefSeq lists its product as hypothetical. Lineage: Eukaryota; Fungi; Ascomycota; Eurotiomycetes; Eurotiales; Aspergillaceae. The record is from RefSeq and is a predicted model, not a curated record. The transcript has a single exon. Bases 4 to 849 code for a protein of 281 amino acids.